Molecule: messenger RNA, 3495 nt
Organism: Chinchilla lanigera (long-tailed chinchilla)
Lineage: Eukaryota; Metazoa; Chordata; Mammalia; Rodentia; Chinchillidae
Gene: Cpxm2
Product: carboxypeptidase X (M14 family), member 2
Exons: 14
Coding region: 118-2391 (757 amino acids)
Biological process (GO): proteolysis
Molecular function (GO): zinc ion binding; metallocarboxypeptidase activity
Source: RefSeq, a predicted model, not a curated record
CCGCAGCUCCUGCGCCCGCUGCAGUGCCCGCGCCCCUGUCCCGCCUCGGCUGCGCGCUCAGCCAGCCCGCCGCUCCCUGUGACCUGGGCUCUGCCCCGGGCACGGGGUGGAACGGGCAUGGCUCUCAGCGGGGACGCCUCGCCCGCCCUGGCCCUGGCGCUCCUGGCCGUGUCCCUGGCUGGGAUCCGAGCCCAAGGCGCAGCCCUCGAGGACCCCGACCACUAUGUGCAAGAGGUCUGGAGCCGGGAGCCCUACGAUGAGCGCCCUGGACCAGAGCUCGAGCCCUUCUUGCCACCGCUGCCCGAGGGGACCGAGGAGAAGGAGCGAGAGCCGCGCCCGCGGGACCCCGGGCCGCCCAAGCGGGCGAAUAAACCCAAGAAAGCGCUCAAGAGAGAAAAGUUAGCUGCAGAGGCGCCUCCAUCAGGUAAAAAUAGCAACAGAAAAGGCAGGAAAAGCAAGAGUCCUGAGAAGGCUGCCAGUGAUGAUCACCACGUCCCCACGGCUCACGAAGAUGUCAGAGAGAGUUGUCCACCUCUUGGUCUGGAAACCUUAAAAAUCACAGACUUCCAGCUCCAUGCCUCCACAACAAAGCGCUAUGGCCUGGGAGCACAUCGAGGGAGACUCAACAUCCAGGCAGGCAUUAAUGAGAAUGACUUUUACGACGGGGCAUGGUGCGCAGGCAGGAAUGACCUCCAUCAGUGGAUUGAGGUGGAUGCCAGGCGCCUGACUAGAUUCACAGGGGUCAUCACCCAAGGAAGGAACUCGCUCUGGCUGAGUGACUGGGUGACAUCCUAUAAAGUCAUGGUGAGCAAUGACAGCCAUACAUGGGUCACUGUUAAGAAUGGAUCUGGAGACAUGAUAUUUGAAGGAAACAGUGAAAAGGAGAUCCCUGUGCUCAAUGAGCUGCCUGUCCCAAUGGUGGCCCGCUACAUCCGCAUAAACCCACAGUCCUGGUUUGAUAACGGGAACAUCUGUAUGAGGAUGGAGAUCCUGGGCUGCCCACUGCCAGAUCCUAACAACUAUUAUCACCGACGGAACGAAAUGACCACCACUGAUGACCUGGACUUUAAGCACCACAACUAUAAGGAAAUGCGCCAGCUGAUGAAGAUUGUGAAUGAAAUGUGCCCCAAUAUCACCAGAAUUUACAACAUUGGCAAAAGCCAUCAGGGUUUGAAACUGUAUGCUGUGGAGAUCUCUGACCACCCUGGAGAGCAUGAAGUCGGGGAGCCUGAGUUUCACUACAUUGCUGGAGCGCAUGGCAAUGAGGUGUUGGGCCGUGAGCUGUUGCUGCUACUGCUGCAGUUCCUAUGCCAAGAGUACUUGGCCCGGAACACCCGCAUCGUUUGGCUGGUGGAGGAGACGCGAAUCCACAUCCUGCCCUCCCUCAACCCUGAUGGAUAUGAGAAGGCCUAUGAAGGGGGCUCAGAGCUGGGAGGCUGGUCUCUAGGACGCUGGACCCACGAUGGAAUCGACAUCAACAACAACUUUCCUGACUUAAACACACUACUCUGGGAGGCAGAGGAUCGGCAGAAUGUCCCCAGGAAAGUUCCCAAUCAUUACAUUGCCAUCCCUGAAUGGUUUCUGUCUGAAAAUGCCACGGUGGCCAUGGAGACCAGAGCUGUCAUAGCCUGGAUGGAAAAGAUCCCCUUUGUGCUGGGUGGCAACCUUCAGGGGGGCGAGCUGGUGGUGGCAUACCCUUACGACAUGGUGCGGUCCCAGUGGAAGACCCAGGAGCACAGCCCCACACCCGAUGACCACGUGUUCCGCUGGCUGGCAUAUUCAUAUGCCUCGACACACCGCCUCAUGACAGAUGCCCGGCGGAGGGUGUGCCACACAGAAGACUUUCAGAAGGAGGAAGGCACUGUCAAUGGGGCUUCCUGGCACACCGUCGCUGGAAGCCUGAAUGACUUCAGCUAUCUUCACACGAACUGCUUCGAGCUGUCCAUCUACGUGGGCUGUGAUAAAUACCCGCAUGAGAGCCAGCUGCCGGAGGAGUGGGAGAAUAAUCGGGAGUCUUUGAUUGUGUUCAUGGAGCAGGUUCACCGUGGCAUCAAAGGCAUGGUGAGAGACUUACAUGGAAAGGGAAUUCCAAAUGCCAUCAUCUCUGUAGAAGGUGUUAACCAUGACAUCCGAACAGCCAAUGAUGGAGAUUACUGGCGCCUCCUGAACCCUGGAGAAUAUGCGGUCACGGCAAAGGCAGAAGGCUUUACAACUUCCACCAAGAACUGCAUGGUUGGCUACGACAUGGGGGCCACACGGUGUGACUUCACACUCAGCAAAACCAACCUAGCCAGGAUCAGAGAGAUCAUGGAGAAGUUUGGGAAGCAGCCCGUCAGCCUGCCCACUAGACGGCUGAAGCUACGGGGUAGGAAGAGACGACAGCGUGGGUGACCCCCAAGCCGGGCCCUCGAGAUUCAUCAAAGACCCAUGCAUAUGAAACUCACCCUAAUAAUAGCUCCAUAGGGGACUCACUCACUGUUGUUUUCUCUGUAAUUCAAGGAACACCUGGGAACAUGUGCAUUGCAAGGGGAGAGGAAGGCUGGAGACUUAGGAUGUUUUCUUUUCUUUACUCCCACUUAUUCUAAUACCUUUGAUGGGGCAGCAGAGAACGGCUGGUGAGAGUGAGAGAAUUCAACAAAUAAACCUAGGAAUCUGAGCGAUAGGACCUCGAUGGUUUUCCUCCUGGCUACCAGGAAGGGGAACUGAACUCUGCCUGUUUGCGUGACAGCAGGAGUUUCCUGUGUGUUUGCAAUUGGCACAGCUGACUUUGCAGCACUCCCGGACUCCUGCUGUCCCCAGUGUCAUCAUUUGAGAUGCUCUCAGGCAUCCUAAGAGAAUCCAUCCACUUUGGCCCCAGGACAUUCCAGGCCGCUAACAUAAAUUCUGUAUUCUCCUGACAAUAGAGCCGUUACCAAGUGAGCAUCAGUGAGUCUCACGAAUCAGCUUAGCUUCCCUUUUCACAAAGCAUGGUGUUCAUAAAAGGACAGAGAAGUGGAGUUAAUUCUACACUGAUUGCUGCACAGGAAGCAUCGUGGGGCUUAUUUGCAUGCAAGCUGGGCUCCCCGAGAAACCCCCAAACUCCUUGCUGCUCUAGUAGCCUGAGUGGUUCUGUCAGUGGGGAGAACCACAGGUGCCAGCCUUCCUAAAGGGCCAGGUAAGUUAACCUGGGUCGUUUUUGGUUUUGAAGACUUGAAAAGAUCCAGAAAGAGACUGACUUGAAGACCCCUCUCUGCCCAAGGUGUCAAGCCCUGCAUGGAGAUGAAUGCUCCCGUCUUGGCCUGCCCUCAGAUUGAGAAUUACUUUUUAUAUUUAGAAUGCCAGGGCUUCUAAACUAGGCUACAUUUGAUGACAAACUCCUAGCAUUACCUGUGGAGCAUCAGCUUGGCAGGGGGGUCAUUGAAUUGCUAUGUAAGGAAACAGCUGUGUCUCACUUUUAUUCAUGUUGCUGCCUCAUUGAUCUGGGAAGAAUGAAAAAAAAUAAAACAAAUGGUAGGA